AUGAUUUUUGACGGUGUCAAGUUCUUGAUUUUACCAAAUGCCAGCACUGCUGCCCUUCAAUUCAUAACAAAGUUAAUUGAAGAUAAUGGCGGACAUGUCAUCGAAAGGAUGAGUGAAGUACAUGGUAAAAUACUAGUCUUGGUUAACGAUUCGUACGUCACAGAAGACUACAAGCUGAGAGAUGAAAAGUACUUCAGAAAAGAGUUUCAGCUGGACUACGAUGCUGUGUGGCAGUUCAUCUUCGACCACGAUUUACCCUGCUUAAACGUCAGUUCAGUAAGCGACUGGAUAGCUAAGGGAGAGCUUAAUGUGGCACACAUAGCGCUCAUCGACACAUCUGCAUUGGAGAAUGAUGAGACACAAGAAAAUUUUCCGUCAAGUAGUGCUAACUCUGAGCAACCUUCUCCAGCAUGUACGGCUGAAAUGAAGGAUACAAAAACAAGUCACAGUGAAAGUGAGACAGAUAUAGAGGGUUUUGUAGAGAUGAGCCCAUCCAGUAAUUCACCCAUGCCCGCACCUUCUGUGAUUCCGGACCCCCCGGUGAUUAAAGCAAACGAAAAGUACGUUAGAUUGACAGAAAUCCCGCGAAUGAACUCACAAUUGAUAGAUGCUAUGCAACGCCUAUACAAGAAGUAUGACAUUAAAGGGGAUCAUUUCCGGAGCCGAGGGUACAAACUGGCAAAGGCAUCGAUUGAAAAAUGCCCUUUCCAAAUUAAGUCUGGGGAACAAGCACAACUUGAGCUAGCUAACAUUGGGCCAAGCAUCGCCAAAAAAAUACAAACUAUCUUGGCGUCUGGCACUCUGCCCGGCCUGGACGACUCCAGUGAACUUGAUCAGAGGUUAGAAUAUUUUACAAACUGCCAUGGGAUUGGCACUCACACGGCCAAACGAUGGCUAGCAUUACAAUACACGAGCUUUACAGAUGUACUGCGCGGUUCGCCGCAAGAGUUUGUCAGCGGUUGGCCAUCGUUACUUGGUUGGUCCUACUUUGAGGACUGGUCGCGCAAGAUAUCUAGAACAGAGUGUGAAAAGCACCUCUCAGUAGUGAAACAGUGUCUUUCUGAAAUUGAUCCAGAUUGCCAGGUAGAAUUGCAAGGAAGUUACAACCGUGGUUCUCAGACGUGUGGUGAUAUCGACCUACUGUUUUUUAAGGAGAACUGUGACAAUUUGGUAGUGAUAGCAGAAAUAUUCGAGAGGCUUGUGUCCUUGUUGCACAGUAGGGGCUACAUUCAGUGCAUCUUACAAUUAACCCCAGAUUUAUUUGAUGAGUUUAAAUCUAAGUUGAAGGGUAUUUUUGAUAAGUGCGAGCUUCCAUUCCCUGCAAAGAAUCAUUUUGGCAAUGAUCGACACAUACAUAAAUAUUAUCUUGGAGUGAAAUUAACCAAGCAUCAGUAUAGGAGCGAAGAACUACUUCGAGCGGGGCAAUACUUGCAUUUGAAACCUUGUGAUAAUUUCAUGUCCUCAAGUUCCAAAAAGUCGGAGAAUCCGUGCAGGAGACUUGAUUUUUUCUGUUGUAAAUGGUCUGAACUAGGUGCAGCCAGGAUUCAAUGGACUGGAUCUGGUGAGUUCAACAGAUGGAUUAGAUUGCGUGCCGCCAAAAUGGGUUACAAACUGACACAGCACGGACUUUUCAAGGGCGGUCAAAAACUAGAGAGCUUUGAUGAGGGUGUCAUAUUUGACACGUUGGACGUGCCUCGAAUUCCGCCUGAGGAAAGAGAGCAGGGACUCUGGAUGACUAAACUCAACGAGAAGAACACAGUAGCAUAG
Molecule: messenger RNA, 1767 nt
Organism: Huiozyma naganishii CBS 8797
Lineage: Eukaryota; Fungi; Ascomycota; Saccharomycetes; Saccharomycetales; Saccharomycetaceae
Gene: POL4
Product: DNA-directed DNA polymerase IV
Exons: 1
Coding region: 1-1767 (588 amino acids)
Biological process (GO): double-strand break repair via nonhomologous end joining
Cellular component (GO): nucleus
Molecular function (GO): DNA binding; DNA-directed DNA polymerase activity
Source: RefSeq, a predicted model, not a curated record